CAUUCGAAAAAUCCAAGCAUCUUCAAACUCUUUCACUUGAAUUGAAAGUAAAUGACUAUGAGGUCGAUGUCUCUGUCAAUAUUUUUCGUGUUCUUCGUUUUUGCUGUUGUACAUGAAGGCCUUCAUGUCCAUGGCCCCUCAGGUCCAGUUGUGGCCCAACUGGGAGGCUCAGUUCUCCUGCCCUGCUUUAUUGUAAACCCACUCCCUCUGGAAGGUCUGCAGGUGGAAUGGAGAAAGAUGGGCUCGUAUUCUAUCAUAAACCAUUUCCAGCAAGGAAAAAGCAGACCAGAUCUCCAGAGUCAGCUGUUCAGAGGCAGAGUUGAUUUUUUUCCAGAUGAGCUCACAAAAGGGAACUUCUCCAUCUUGCUCAAAAAUGUGGUUGAAGAAGAUGCUGGAGGUUACAGAUGUCAAAUAAAUACAACCCAAGAUUCCAGUGAGGUCCAAAUGGAAAUUAAAAAUAUCAGGAGUCUUGUGGUGAUGGGGGUAGACCGAGCCAUCUUUGCCGAUGGUGGUCAGGAUGUCACACUGAACUGCUCUGUUGAUUCACACGUCCCCAUCAGUGAGAUAGAAGAAGUGACCUGGAAAAAGAUUGACAGAGACCAAGAUAUCCUUGUCCUGCUUUAUCAAGACAGUGAGAUCUUCCCAGACUCCUCACAUGAGCGUUAUCAGGGGAGAGUUGAGUUCUUUUCUUCUGAAAUCCCCAAAGGAAACUUCUCACUAAAGCUGAGGGAUGUAAAGGUGGAAGAUAAAGGAGAAUUCAUGUGUGAGGUUCAUACAAGGAACAUGUCAGGACAUACCAUUGUGCUCCUGCAAGGUGUAGGUUUCUCUGCACAUCAUAUAGCAGUCUUGGUGCUGUGCUCUGUUACACUCUUAUUUGCAAUAGGAUUUUGUGGUCCUGUUUUUAUCGUGCUGAGAAAGAAAGUUGCUAGCAAAAAGGACAUGAAAAGGCAUAUUUUUCUGAUUCUCUGUCCAAACAUCUGCAUGUUUAUGACUUUCUGCUUGUGGUCAACAGAAGGGAUUCUCUCUGAGGUUAUCGCAUGUUCGAUUGUCAGUAUCAUGAGACCUGUUAUCCUGAUGAAAACCUCUUCUUAUCUUGGCAUAUUACCACAGUGCUUAAAAAAAGCAGUGAAGGCUUUGGCUAUUCCCCUUUAUCAUUCAAUGAUCACAUUGGCCGCAUGUUCAAUUUUCUUUGGAAACCUUGCCCGGAUUCAGAUAGCAUCUGGACACAUUGUAACAAUCCUGGCAGUCUUAGUAGUGGUGAUUAGCAUCAGUGCAGUUGUAUUAGCUGUCUAUGGGCUCCAGAUGCAUCUGACUAUAUGCCUAGAAAUAUUCAACCUUGCACUGCUUGGAAUUCUUCUCAGUAACAGUAACAGCAAUUUUGACUACAGCUUUGAGAUAGCUUCUGUAAUAACACCUCAGAUCAUAGGAAUGAUGGUGGUUCUUUCUCUACAAAGGCACCUUUUUCAAGGAAAACCUUUUGGACGUGUGUAUAUUGCUGUGUCAUCUAUUAUUUUGACUCUAGUCAGCCUCUGUACAAUUUCUGUUUAUAUUCUUCUGUCGAUCACUAUGAAAGAUUUUGCCAAAGCAUGGGUUCUUCUCUUUGAGAGUGUAUUGUAUCUAUUUGCAUGGUUAGUGGUGAUCUAUUUAUUGUGUUGUCACCAAACACAUAGACGAGGAUGCUGCUCUCAAUGGAGAAAAAUAGGGUAUUUAUGCUGCUCGAUCAUUGUUGCAUUUUUGAUCAUUGCAUGUGGUGCAGGGUCCUUUCAUUAUGUCAACAUUAUCAUGGAAGAUAAAGAUCAUGCUGGAUAUUUGGCACUGAUAGCAUUGGUCCAUGUUUUGGCAGCAGCAUGCUUGUUCAAACAUCCAAAAUAUUUACCUGGUUUGCUUCACACUAUGACCUACAUGUUUGGAGCUGUAGGUCUCAGUACUAUAAAUGCAAUCGCUCUCGCCACAGAGCUGAUCCUGAAAGCAGUGAAAGGAACACGAAAUAUAGAAGACCUACGUGUGAUUGUUUUGCCACUUGAAACGGUGUUUCUAAUUGCUUGGCUCGCUUUGCAGAUCUACGAUGCCUGGAUGAGAUUGAAAGACAGAAUAAAACGGAAUUUCGAAGACGAGAAAACAGCAAGACCUGAGACCGUUCCGGAGACGGAGCAUCUCUCAAAUCCACAUCCUGAUCCUCACCCUGAUGAAUCUGAGGUGAUCAGUAAAUUAUAAGCUCCAGAAGUAUUCUUGUUCAUGUUCUGUGAGAAGAAACCGGACACCUGGAGUAACAAGACGUCAUCCCUCUGUUUUAACACUGUUUUAACAAACUUGUUGACAUGACAUUUAAUGAUCUACAAGUAAGCGGAAAUCAUUUGAUCAGAGCUGUUUACCUCACACUGAAGGAUUUUAAGUUUUGUGGAUUUUUUUUAUAUUGUUUGUACCAUAAAUUUGGAUUAUUCUGUGUAAACGUUACAUUAACUUUAUCAUUCUAUAAAUAAAGGUGCUUCAAUUGAACCAUGUA
Messenger RNA from Neoarius graeffei (lesser salmon catfish), 2503 nucleotides. RefSeq lists its product as uncharacterized. The coding region runs from base 52 to 2214 and encodes 720 amino acids. The record is from RefSeq and is a predicted model, not a curated record. Gene Ontology annotation, biological process: T cell costimulation; negative regulation of T cell proliferation; cellular response to lipopolysaccharide. Gene Ontology annotation, cellular component: external side of plasma membrane. The transcript is spliced from 19 exons. NCBI's taxonomy places the organism in Eukaryota, Metazoa, Chordata, Actinopteri, Siluriformes, Ariidae.